Messenger RNA from Aspergillus campestris IBT 28561, 2490 nucleotides. It is a transcript of the gene vp16, whose product is annotated as tethering complex subunit VPS16. The coding region runs from base 1 to 2490 and encodes 829 amino acids. The record is from RefSeq and is a predicted model, not a curated record. Gene Ontology annotation, molecular function: actin binding. The transcript is spliced from 7 exons. Gene Ontology annotation, cellular component: cytoplasm; HOPS complex; lysosomal membrane. NCBI's taxonomy places the organism in Eukaryota, Fungi, Ascomycota, Eurotiomycetes, Eurotiales, Aspergillaceae. Gene Ontology annotation, biological process: vacuole fusion, non-autophagic; intracellular protein transport; endosomal transport.
AUGGCUCCCUCAAACCCACUCGCUAAUUGGGAGCGCCUCGGGGAUAGCUUCUACCGGAAAGUCCCCAUCUACGACGCCAUAUUCGACGAAGACCUGGAGCUAGACAACUACAUUCUCGCAGGUGCUCCGUAUGGCGGGGCCUUGGCACUCCAUCGCGAUGAGAGCAAACCGAUGCGGUUUCGGGAUGCGCAUACGGCCCGAUCAAGUAUCGACAUCUACUCCUGCUCUGGAAAACCGAUCAACCAGAUCAAUUGGGAACAUGGUGCAGUUAGAGGACUCGGAUGGUCCGACAAGGAAGAGUUGUUGGUCAUCACCGAAGACGGUACCGUCCGUCGCUACUUUGGCCUACAUGGCGAUUUCACCACAUUUUCCCUCGGCAACGGUGCGGAAGAGUACGGUGUGAGGGCCUGCCGGUUCUGGACCUCCGGUUUUGUCGCCUUGCUCUCGAAUAACCAGCUUAUCGCGGUAUCCGGCUACGAAGAGCCUCGCCCAAAACUCCUCGCGCCUUGUCCGGAAGGAGAGGUAUCCUCGUGGUCGCUUAUUCCUCCGUCUUACACUCUCUCUCGGUCGGUGGAGGUACUCUUGGCUGUUGACAAGACGAUCUACAUGGUGGACCCAACGGAGGCCGAGGACAAAGUCCUUCAGAAUGGCCCGUUCAAGCAUGCGAGCGUUUCCCCAACGGGGAGGUUUGUGGCGCUUUUCACAGCCGAAGGCAAGGUCUGGGUGGUGAGCAGUGAUUUCCAAAGCAAGUACAGCGAAUAUGACCCGGAGUCGCGAGUUGUCCCGAGGUCGGUAGAAUGGUGUGGCGACGAUGCGGUUAUCAUUUCUUGGGAAGAUGAGGUCCACCUCAUCGGACCGAACGGGGUGGCUGCUAGGUACUAUUACGAUGGUACCGUACAUGUCGUCCCCGAGUUUGAUGGCGUACGCUUAAUCACGAACGACACUUGCGAGUUCUUACACAAGGUUUCCGAUGUAACCCAGGAGAUCUUCCGGCUCGGCUCGACGUCUCCCGCUUCUGUGCUUUUGGAUUGUAUCGACCUUCUGGAAAAGAAGUCGCCCAAGGCCGAUGAAAACAUACAGCGCAUCCGAGCCAGCUUACCGGAGGCUGUGGACGCCUGUGUCAAGGCUGCUGGUCACGAGUUUGACACAUACUGGCAGAAGAGGUUGCUCAAAGCCGCGUCGUUCGGUAAAUCGGUGCUUGAUCUAUACAACAGCGAUGAAUUUGUGGAGAUGACGGAGAAGUUGCGCGUUUUAACAGCGGUCCGCGACUUCCAGAUCGGCCUUCCCAUUUCGUAUGAGGAGUACAUGCGUUUGACCCCGGAGCGGCUGAUCGAUCGGUUGAUUAAUCGACACGAAUAUCUCCUUGCGAUUCGGAUUUCCGAGUAUUUGCAAGUUGCCGCCGACAGAAUCUACGUUCACUGGGCAAGCCAAAAGGUCAAGGUAUCGACCGUGGACGACGAGGCCGUCUGCAAACUGAUCGUGCAAAGACUGGAAGGAAAGCCGGGCAUCUCGUUUGAAUUGAUCGCGCAGGCCGCGUACGACGAGGGACGCUCCCAUCUGGCGACUGCACUGCUGAACCACGAACCGCGGGCCGGAAAGCAAGUUCCAUUGCUGUUGAGCAUGGAGGAGGAUGAGAUCGCGCUCGACAAGGCUAUCGAGAGCGGAGACGACGAUCUUGUGAACUUUGUGCUUUUGCACUUGAAGACCAAGCUCCCGCUCAGCAGUUUCUUCCGCAUGAUAAAUACACGGCCCAUGGCGUCCGCGCUUGUGGAGACAAACGCGCGGGUGGAUGACACGGAGCUGCUCAAAGACCUCUACUACCAGGAUGACAGGCCGAUUGACGGCUCCAAUGUGCUGCUCGCAGAAGCGUUGGAUAAGACAGAUUUGAUGCGCAAGACCGAGACGGUCAAUCUUGCGACGCGACUACUCGCUGAUUCCAAGGAUCCUACCGUGGUCCUGCAGCAAAAACUCCUCACCGAAGCGUCCCAGUUACUGAAGAUCCAAGAUGGCCUCGAUAAGGACCUCGCGGAUCGAACUGAAUUCCUAGGAUUAAGUUUGAACGAGACGGUCUACAGGUUGGUCCGCUCAGGCUACGGCAAACGUGCGCACAAAUUACAGGGCGAGUUCAAGAUGCCGGAUAAGACAUAUUGGUGGUUGAGAUUGAGAGCACUAGUAGCGAAACGUGAUUGGGGUGAACUGGAAGAACUCGCCCGGGCCAAAAAGUCGCCCAUCGGAUGGGAGCCUUUCUACAAUGAGAUUCUCGGUGCAGGAAACACCAAACUUGCAUCGUUAUUCGUCCCCAAAUGCACCAACCUGUCCGCUGCGGAUAAGGUAGACAUGUGGGUAAAAUGUGGAAUGGUCGUGAAAGCAGGAGAAGAAGCCUUUCGGGCCAAGGAUGUCAACACCCUUGAGCUCCUGCGGGCAAGAGCCUCGGGGCCAGCCGCGAGCGAGAUUGAGCGAAUGAUCAAUCAGCUAAGACCGAGAAAAUAG